This is a messenger RNA of Paramecium tetraurelia, 570 nucleotides long. RefSeq lists its product as uncharacterized. The record is from RefSeq and is a predicted model, not a curated record. The transcript has 3 exons. Lineage: Eukaryota; Ciliophora; Oligohymenophorea; Peniculida; Parameciidae.
AUGAAUUUGCCAUAGGUAUUCAAUGUAUUCACAGAUAAUAACCAAUUUGAGAAAUUCAUUGAAGAUCUUGUGGCUGACUGUGUUCAUGGAAUCAAAUUACCAUAUUUGAGCUAAUUUCCAGAAAUUAAUCACUACAAUCUAAUCGUGGAGGCUCAACAAUUUAUGCAGCAAUUCAGUGAAUAUUUGCUAGAAAUGAAUAAUUAAAAUAGAGAAGAAGUGUAAAGACUAUUGGAUAAAUUGAAAUCUCAAAUAGACCCAGAGAAACACUAGAUCUUCACAAGGAUAAUAACCGAGAACUUCAAAGGAAUGUGCAAAUAGGCAUUAUACACACAUAUAGCAUUAUCCAAAUAUGUGUUAAUCGAUUACAAUUGGAAUUUGAAUUUAACAAUAUCAUCCAAUAAAAUAGCGAAGUCAUAGAUACCUACAAUUAUUGUGGAAUUGCAUUUACAAACUUUGGAUAAUAUUGCUAAUAAAAAAAAGAUAAGAUUUGAAAUGACCAAGGAAGAACUUGAAUAGUUUGUAGGUAAAUUAUAAAAAGUUAUGAAUUAAUUACAAUUAUAAUAUAAAUGA